AAAUGCGCAUUUUAGUAAAAUGUUGAUUAGAAUGCGCACAAUACCAACUUCUGUCACUCUCAAAUUCUGUGCUUUCCCACCCUCACUGACACUCGUAUCAUCCGCCUGAUUCGCUCGUCGUCUCUACUUCCUUUCCCUUCUCUCUUUCUUCUCUCUAUCUCUGCACUUGCUCCUUCCUUCUUUCUUUCCUGAGAACUACAAUUUGUAUUCAUUCUUCUUUCCUCCCACAAAAUAUGGUGAUACCUGUAGUAGGCCCCUAGAACACCAAACUAAACAAACAAUCAUUCCCAUUGCUUCAAUAAUUCAUCAUGUACAUUAAUCCCCACAUAAUUCUUCUUCUUCUUCUCAUGCUAAUCGCCUCUUCUUUUCCAGCUUCUUUCUCCUAUGAGCCCAGAAAUCAUGAAGUUUUAGCUCUUAUAGAAAUCAGAAUUUCUCUAAACGACCCUCAUGGAGCUUUAAACAACUGGGAUGAAGAUUCUGUCGAUCCUUGUAGCUGGGCUAUGAUCACCUGUUCCCCUGAUAAUCUUGUCACUGGCUUUGGAGCUCCAAGCCAAGGAUUGUCAGGAACCUUAUCAGGAAAGAUAGGAAAUCUGACAAAUCUCAAACAAGUGUUACUGCAGAACAAUAAUAUCUCCGGCGACAUUCCACCGGAGCUGGGUAAUAUUCCGAAUCUUCAGACGUUGGAUCUGUCUAACAACCGGUUCUCCGGUCACGUGCCGGAGACUUUUGGUAUGAUGAAGGGUCUUCAAUAUCUGAGGCUAAACAACAAUAGCUUGUCUGGUCCUAUUCUUCUGUCUUUAUCUAAAGACCCCCAGCUUGCUUUCUUGGACCUGUCUUUCAACAAUCUUAGUGGGCCUAUACCUAAAUUUCCAGCAAGAACAUUCAAUUUGGUCGGAAAUCCACUUAUCUGUAAAGGAGAGAAAUCUGAAGGUUGUUCUAUUACAACCAUUCCAAUGCCUCUUUCCUUCCCGCUUGGUUCAUCAUCCUCGGGAAAACCCAAAUCAAGGAAAUUGGCUAUUGCACUUGGGAUCACUCUAACUGUCGUCUCCUUCACUGUUCUUGCAAUUUCGUGGCUGUUUUGGAAGAAGAGAAACAACAGGGAGAAGCAAAGUAUUUUGAAUAUUACUGAUAUACAAGAAGAGGGUCUAAUAAGCCUUGGAAAUCUGAGAAUCUUUACGUUUAGAGAGCUUCAAGCAUCGACGGAUCACUUUAGCUCGAAGAAUAUAUUAGGAACAGGUGGAUUUGGUAAUGUGUACAAGGGUAAAUUGGGAAACGGAAAUAUGGUGGCCGUGAAACGAUUGAAGGACGUUUCUGGUACCGCCGGAGAAUCUCAAUUCAGAACUGAGCUAGAAAUGAUUAGCCUGGCUGUUCAUCGGAAUUUGCUCCGGUUAAUCGGUUAUUGUGCUACCGCGAAUGAACGGCUAUUGGUUUAUACUUAUAUGUCUAAUGGAAGUGUUGCUUCCAGGCUUAGAGAAAAACCGACGAAACUAGAUUGGAACACGAGGAAGAGAAUAGCGGUUGGAGCUGCAAGAGGGCUUCUAUAUUUGCAUGAACAAUGCAAUCCAAAGAUUAUUCAUAGGGAUGUGAAGGCGGCGAAUAUAUUACUAGAUGAAUUCUUUGAAGCUGUUGUUGGUGAUUUUGGACUUGCGAAGCUCCUUGAUCAUGCUGAUUCGCAUGUUACAACCGCGGUUCGUGGAACCGUGGGACAUAUUGCACCGGAGUAUCUAUCGACUGGUCAAUCUUCGGAGAAAACAGAUGUUUUUGGAUUUGGAAUACUCUUGUUGGAGCUUAUAACUGGGAUGAGAGCACUUGAAUUUGGAAAAACAAUUAAUCAAAAAGGUGCCAUUCUUGAGUGGGUAAAGAAGGUUCUAGAAGAAAAGACGGUGGAAUUAUUGGUCGAUAGAGAAUUGGGAAGCAACUACGAUAGAAUAGAAGUGGCGGAAAUGUUGCAAGUUGCUUUUCUCUGCACUCAAUAUCUUCCGGCUCAUCGUCCUAAGAUGUCGGAGAUUGUCCACAUGUUAGAAGGAGAUGGUCUAGCUGAAAAAUGGGCGUUGACACAUAACCAUUCGAAUCCCAACUUAAACGUAAACGAAAAGAAUGGUAAAGUUGUAGUUAGAACUACGAGUGUUAAACACGAAACAAAUGAUUACGAAGAAUCGAGCACGAUUGGAUUGAUGGAUGGUGAUCAUGAUGCUCACUAUGCAAUGGAACUCUCUGGUCCAAGAUAGUGUUAUUGAAGUAGAUUAAUUAAUUAAUUACAUUAUUUUGGUUAAUUCAAGAAAUGGUUAGAUUUGUAUGGUCUAAAGGGGUUUAUUCUAUUUUACUACAGUAAAUUAAAUUUGACAGCAUGAGCAGAUGGGAAAGUGAAAAAAGGAAACAUCUUGUAAUUUGACCGUUUGACCGAUGAGGUCAAAUCAGGACCAUUUGUUUGUGUG
Molecule: messenger RNA, 2435 nt
Organism: Impatiens glandulifera
Lineage: Eukaryota; Viridiplantae; Streptophyta; Magnoliopsida; Ericales; Balsaminaceae
Product: probable LRR receptor-like serine/threonine-protein kinase At4g30520
Exons: 11
Coding region: 309-2228 (639 amino acids)
Biological process (GO): protein phosphorylation
Molecular function (GO): protein binding; ATP binding; protein kinase activity
Source: RefSeq, a predicted model, not a curated record